This is a messenger RNA of Motacilla alba alba, 2626 nucleotides long. RefSeq lists its product as uncharacterized. NCBI's taxonomy places the organism in Eukaryota, Metazoa, Chordata, Aves, Passeriformes, Motacillidae. The record is from RefSeq and is a predicted model, not a curated record. The coding region runs from base 221 to 2626 and encodes 801 amino acids. Gene Ontology annotation, molecular function: protein binding. The transcript has 8 exons.
CAUGCCACACCACAAGAUCACCAUGAUGACAUAGCAGCUUCAGAGAACAGCGUGACUAGGGCUUUUUUUUUUUCCCUCUUGUAACACAGAGGAUCUGGCAGACUUUUACCUCCUGACACUGUUUAGAGCAUAUAUUGGUUGAUACAGCCUCUUAUUGCAUCUGCUCUGGGAAUUAAGGAAAGCAGCUUGAAGGCAGUAAGGAACAAGAGACAUUAGAAAGAUGACUCUAAACUCCCUAGCUGUCUUUCUGCUAUUGAUUAGUGGCAUUUUUUGCCAAUAUGACUAUGGUCCUGGAGAUGAUUAUGGCUAUGAUCCUUUUGGGCCAUCCGCAGCAGUCUGUGCCCCAGAAUGUAAUUGUCCUUUAAGCUACCCUACUGCCAUGUAUUGUGACAAUCUUAAGCUGAAAACCAUUCCAAUUGUACCAAGUGGAAUUAAAUACCUUUAUCUCCGAAACAAUAUGAUUGAGGGAAUUGAAGAGAACACAUUUGACAAUGUAACAGACCUACAGUGGCUGAUUCUAGAUCACAACCGUUUGGAAAAUUCAAAAAUUAAGGGAAGAGUCUUCUCUAAACUAAAGAACCUGAAGAAACUUCACAUUAACUACAACAAUUUGACUGAAGCUGUUGGACCACUUCCCAAAACUUUAGAUGACCUGCAAUUAAGUCACAACAAGAUCACAAAAGUCAAUCCUGGUGCAUUUGAGGGGCUGAUGAAUCUGACUGUUAUUCACCUCCAGAACAACCAGCUGAAAGCAGAUUCUAUUUCUGGGGCUUUUAAAGGCCUGAAUUCACUUUUGUAUCUUGACUUAAGCUUCAAUCAACUUACAAAGCUACCAACAGGACUGCCUCACUCCUUGCUCAUGCUGUAUUUUGAUAAUAACCAGAUUUCCAAUGUUCCUGAUGAGUACUUCCAAGGUUUUAAAGCUCUGCAAUAUUUACGUUUAUCCCACAAUAAAUUAACAGAUUCUGGAAUACCAGGUAAUGUCUUCAACAUCACAUCACUAGUUGAGUUGGAUCUCUCCUUCAAUCAGCUGAAGAGCAUUCCAAUUGUCAGUGAGAACCUGGAAAACUUCUACCUCCAAGUCAAUAAAAUUAACAAGUUCCCAUUGAGCAGCUUCUGUAAGGUGGUUGGACCAACGACCUAUUCCAAGAUCACACAUCUGCGCCUGGAUGGAAACAACCUCACUCGGGCUGACCUGCCACAGGAGAUGUACAACUGCCUUCGGGUGGCCGCUGAGAUUUCCCUGGAUCUGCCACUGCCUAAAAGAGUGAUACAGAAAAAGUGUCCAGUUUCAGGGCGCAUGGUGAAAGGGAACGGCAGCAAAGAGAAAGUUCCAGAAGGAGAAAUUUCAGCUGGACAUACAAAAAAAAUUCUUCACAUAUCUUCUAACAAAAAUCUUGAACAAAUGUACACUUUGGGCUACCUGCUUCUUCUAGACAGCUCCCCUCAUCGGAUAGAACAUAAAAAAUCAAAUGCCUUCAGCUCUGUGCCUGACUCAAGCUAUUACAGUCUAACAACAGGGACCAAUAGAAAGAGAAGAAGAUCCAAGAAAGCUGAGGCAAACACCAUGAUUCUAAAAGUCUAUACAAGCCUUUUGCUCUUAUUCUUGGUCAAUUCUGUGUGGACUCGAACUGUGAGACAAGUUUAUGAUGAUCUGGAUCCUGGCCAUUGGUCUCACUAUACUUCUGAGUGUCCACAGGAGUGCUUUUGUCCUCCUAGUUUCCCCAAUGCCUUAUACUGUGAUAACAAAGGACUUAAAGAAAUACCUCCAAUUCCAGCCAGAAUUUGGUACCUCUAUCUUCAAAACAAUCAAAUUGAAACAAUUUCAGAGAAGCCUUUUGCGAAUGCCACUCAUCUGAGAUGGAUAAAUCUGAACAAGAAUAAGAUCACAAACAGUGGGAUUGAGAGUGGUGUGCUGAGCAAGCUGAAAAGACUGCUUUACUUAUUCCUUGAAGAUAAUGAAUUGGAAGAGGUGCCUGCCCCAUUACCAGUGGGUCUGGAACAGCUAAGACUAGCUAGAAACAAAAUCUCCAAAAUCCCAGAAGGAGUCUUCAGCCACUUGGAAAACCUUACUAUGUUAGACCUGCACCAGAACAGUUUGUUGGACAGCGCUCUUCAAAGUGACACCUUCCAAGGACUCAACAACCUUAUGCAGCUCAACAUAGCAAAAAAUUCACUCAAGAAAAUGCCUUUAAGCAUUCCAGCUAAUACACUGCAGCUGUUUUUGGACAACAACUCCAUUGAAGUUAUACCAGAAAACUACUUCAGUGCAAUACCCAAAGUGACUUUCCUUAGGCUGAACUACAAUAAACUAUCUGAUGAUGGUAUACCUCCAAGUGGGUUUAACGUUUCAUCUAUUCUAGACCUACAGCUGUCUCACAAUCAGCUCACUAAAAUUCCACCAAUCAAUGCUCACCUUGAGCACCUUCAUCUUGAUCACAACAAAAUCAAAAGCGUCAAUGGUACUCAGAUAUGCCCAGUUUCCAUUGCCCUAGAAGAAGAUUACGGUUAUUAUGGCAACAUCCCUCGCCUUCGAUACCUUCGUCUGGAUGGAAAUGAAAUUCAACCUCCAAUCCCAUUGGACAUCAUGAUCUGUUUCCGACUACUUCAAGCUGUUGUCAUAUAA